AUGUCGUCGUAUCGCAGCCACAAAAUAUACCUCGAAGAGGAGAAAAUAGUCGUCGCACUCGAUAUCGGGACCACAAUGAGCGCUGCGUCCUAUUCGCACCUCGCCAAGGGAUCCUACCCAUCAGUAGAUAUCGUGACGCAAUGGCCAGGGCAACCAAAUGCCAGUGGCUCCGCCAAGAUUCCAACGCUGGUCCUAUACGACGGAUCUCGAUGCGUGGCCUGUGGUGAGGAAGCGCUGAACUAUGAAUCAGAUAAUGACCAGGAGCAGAUGGCCAAAUGGUUCAAACUGCAUAUGCAUACAGAAUCUCUCAAGGAUCGCUCCCUCGAUAUCCCCCCUCUUCCGCGGGGUAUUGCAAUCAAGCGGGUUUACAAGGACUUUAUAGAAUAUAUGUUCCUACAUACUCAAAAGCAUUUUGAGUCCAAGGUGCCCAACGGUUCGUCGAUUUGGGCCCGGAAUCGGCCUCGUAUGGAGUUUGUUUUCGCUGUCCCAAACGGAUGGGACUAUGUGCCACAGCAGAUUAUGCGCGAAGCUGCAAUCGACGCCGGAUUAUUCCCCGCUUCCAGGGCCGACUCGCUACUUCGUUUUGUCACAGAGGGAGAAGCGUCAGUUCACUUCGUCUCGGUCUAUGGGUCCAUGAACCAUUGGCUGCACCUUGGCUCAACAUUCGCAGUCGUGGAUGCCGGUGGAUCAACCACGGACAGUACUCUCUAUACCUGUACCCAGACGACUCCAGAUGUUAUUUUAGAGGAAGCAGGGGUUAGUGAAUGCGUACAGGCCGCUGGUGUCAAUGUCGACGACGCUCUGAGGCAAACGCUCAGAGCCAAGCUUGCGAACUCCAAGUUUGGAGACGAGGAGACUAUCAAGUUCAUUGUCGAAGAAUUUGAAAAAAAGACCAAACGCUUGUUUGACGGCACGAAUGAGAAAAAUGUAAUCAAGUUUGGUGGAAAUCGGGACAUGGAUCGAGCCGUCGGGAUCUUCAAAGGACAAAUCAGUCUUGAGAAGGAAGAGGUUCUUGCCGCCUUCGAUCCUGUUCUAGACAAUAUUGCCGGCAGCAUCCGCCGUCUUACGAGUGAAAAGCGCCCGAAGUCCUUGCUUCUGGUCGGUGGUUUCGGAGAGUCACCGUAUCUCAAGUCUCGACUAAACCAACUCUUCGGCAUCCAAGGUAUCGAAAUUGUCACCUUGGAGCAGCCAACGAAGAAAGCUGCUGCUGAAGGAGCCAUGAUAUGGUAUCUAAAGAAUAUGGUCAUCACCCGAGUUGCCCGAGAAACGUACGGGACUGCCACAAAGGUUGUAUACGACUCCUGGCUUCAUUAUGAACGAAGUCAUCUUGUCGUACAGGAUCCAGACGGAACGAGAAGAAUCUCAGGCACGUUUGACCCCUGGGUCAAGAAGGGAGCGUCUGUCGAGGACGGAUUUUCGUACACUCUUGACUACCACUUCUCCUGGCCUCCCAUUGGAUACUCAAAGCCGAUACUGAGUGUUAUCGAGCUCGAGGUCUACAUGUGGGAGGGUGACAAUAUUCCGACUUGGGCCAAGGAAGAAAAUGGGGCGUUGAUGCCUGGGUUUCGGCGAAUCUGCACAGUAAAGGCUGAUGUCUCAGCCUUAAAUUCUCAUGGCAUUAAACUACAGCAAGGGCCAAAUGGUUCUUACUGGAGAGCUGAUUUUCAAGUCGCGGUGACUUUGCCUAUCGGAGGUGCCCAGCUCCAAGCACGAUUGCAAUGGCGCGAACAGGGUAUCCUAAUGCAAGGACCGGUAACCACCCUUGUUCACUUCGAUACCGUCAACGGUCAGCCAAGAUGGGAUGCACCACCAGCGUGGUCACCUUCAUUCGUCUGGGGAACAACUACCGGGGAAAAAUCGCUGAGGAAUCUAUGA
Serendipita indica DSM 11827 is the source of this 1875-nucleotide messenger RNA. Lineage: Eukaryota; Fungi; Basidiomycota; Agaricomycetes; Sebacinales; Serendipitaceae. The record is from the annotation of a GenBank genome assembly.